Penaeus vannamei (Pacific white shrimp) is the source of this 1176-nucleotide messenger RNA. The record is from RefSeq and is a predicted model, not a curated record. NCBI's taxonomy places the organism in Eukaryota, Metazoa, Arthropoda, Malacostraca, Decapoda, Penaeidae.
AUGACCCCCAAACCAUGUGACACUCGACGCCUCCUCAGACCCCAGACCAUACCAUGUGACACUCGACGCCCUCCCCAGACCCCCAGACCAUGUGACACUCGACGCCUCCUCAGACCCCCAGACCAUGUGACCGACUCAUCAGACCCCAGUGACACUCGACGCCUUCCUCGACCCCCAGACCAUGUGACACUCGACGCCUCCUCAGACCCCAGACCAUGUGACACUCGACGCCUCCUCAGACCCCCAGACCAUGUGACACUCGACGCCUCCUCAGACCCCCAGACCAUACCAUGUGACACUCGACGCCUCCCCAGACCCCCAGACCAUGUGACACUCGACGCUCCUCAGACCCCCAGACCAUGUGACACUCGACGCCUCCUCAGACCCCCAGACCAUGUGACACUCGACGCCUCCUCAGACUCGACGCCUUCAGACCCCCAGACCAUACCAUGUGGACACUCGACGCCUCCUCAGACCCCCAGACCAUGUGACACUCGACGCCUCCUCAGACCCCCAGACCAUGUGACACUGCACGCCUCCUCAGACCCCCAGACCAUACCCCCAGACCAUGUGACACUCGACGCCUCCUCAGACCCCAGACCAUGUGACACUCGACGCCUCCUCAGACCCCCAGACCAUGUGGACACUCGACGCCUCCUCAGACCCCCAGACCAUGCGCCUCCAUGUGACACUCGACGCCUCCUCAGACCCCAGACCAUACCCCCAGACCAUGUGACACUCGACGCCUCCUCAGACCAUGUGACACUCUACGCCUCCUCAGACCCCAGACCAUGUGACACUCGACGCCUCCUCAGACCCCCAGACCAUGUGACACUCGACGCCUUGACCUCAGACCUCCCAGACCAUUGUGACACUCACCCCCAGACCAUGGUGACACUCGACACUCGACGCCUCCUCAGACCCCCAGAACUCGACGAGACCCCCAGACCACUCGACGCCUCCCCCAGACCCCCAGACCAUGUGACACUCGACGCCUCCUCAGACCCCCAGACCAUACCCCCAGACCAUGUGACACUCGACGCCUCUCAGACCCCCAGCCAUGUGACACUCGACGCCUCCUCAGACCCCCCAUGUGACACUCGACCCCCAGACCAUGUGACACUCGACGCCUCCCCAGACCCCCAGACCCACUCCGUCAGACCCCAGACCAUGUGA